AUGUUUGCUAAGUUUUUUGGUUAAAAAGAAGAUCACGGAGAUCUCAAAAUAUCAAAUUUAGAUAAGUUCCCUUCAGAUAUCGACAAAGCUAAAAUUAGAGCCUAGGCAUAUGCUGACUCAUUGACUGCCAAGCAAAUCAAAUUGUUUUCUCGUAAUGUCUAAGUUAAUGGAGAAGAAGUAGAAGAAAAAUAUAAAAAAAUUAAUAACUAUUCUGGUAAGUAUAUCAGAGAAGAGUCUAUGAGUCUUUGGUGUGAGAAUAUUGAUCUCUACUUUUUAGGUUCAGGUUAUCCUAUGUAUUUUGAUUUUGUUAAGAGUUGUUUGAUUAUACUCUUCUUAAUCUUUGUAUCUAGUGGAUCUUACAAUCUAUUUUCUAAUGCCUUGAUGGGCUCAGAUUGUUUAACUAUAUUUUACCACCCAACUAAUACUCCUAAUGUUCCUGGACAACCUGAAAUAGAGCAUGGUUGUUAAUACUCUUGGACUACUAUCCUUUCAUUUGCUAAUAAAAGAAAUAACGCAGAUCUAGUUUAGCUUUAGGAUAUCAUGAAUUUUAUUACAGUCAUUACAAUUGUUUUUGUCUUACAAUAUCUUCGUAUUAAUCAAAGAGCAUUAAAUGAGGACUGUGAUGGUUUACUUAUAUCUCCUAGUGACUACACUGUUUGGGUAUAGGGUGUUCCUAAGUACGAAAAAAGCAAUGAAGCUAUUGAUCAACUAAUUAAAAAGGAUAUUAGCGACUAGAUUCAUGAACUUUACAUUAAAGAUAAUCCAAAAAUGGCAGAUACUUUCUAAAUAGAAAAUGUAACUGUUUGCUACAGCUUGGAAGAAGUAACAAGACUAAAUACUGAAAAAGAUUAAAUCAUAGCAAAAUCAUAAGAAUAUUUGAAGAAAGGAGGAUAAAAGGAAGAUGAAGAUUUUAAAACAUUGAUUAAAGAGUUAGAAGAUAAGUAAGAAGAAAUUAUGAAAUUAAAAAAAGAAUAUUACGAUGGAUCUAAUUUCGAACAUUUUACAGGUCACGUUUUCAUUACUCUUAGCACUGAGUUAGCCAAAAAUAUUUUAAUUGAAGAGCAAGAUUCAAACUGCUUUAACAUCUGUAAGAAAAACAAAUAGCUUAAAUUAAAUGGUGAAACUAUUGAAAUUUUACCUGCUCCUGAACCUACAGAUGUUAAUUGGAACACAUUAGGAGUUAGUUCUAGAUAAUAAUUCAUCAAUAAUAUUAUUUCAGAUAUUGCUACCUUCUUUUUACUCACAGUAAGCUUCUUUAUCAUUCUAGGAUUAAUGAAACUUUAAUCUAGUGCUGCUGAAGAUUACAAAAAAGAACAUCCUAAAGAACCCAAUGUUUCUCUCUCAGUUAAGAUUUUCGCUCUUUUUAUAUCUAUUGUUAUUCCUGGACUCAACUUUGCUCUUUAAAUCUUUUUAACCAAACUUUCACUUUUUGAAAAGCAUCAUAGAAAAACAAAAGAAAUAGCUUCCCUAGGUGUUAAGCUUGCAAUCGCAUAAUUCAUUAACACUGCUGUCAUUACUUUCUCCAUUAAAGUUAUGUUUGAUCUUUUUGAUGAUCGUUAAAAAGCCGAAGAUAAUAUUUACUCAGCAAGUGGAUUGAUUUACAAUCAAUAAUUUGUGUUUAUUACUAAUGCCUUAAUUAGUGGUGCUAGCUUAUUAGUAGAUGGUGGUAGAAUCUACAAGAUUUUCAAUAGAAUGUUCUUGGCUAAGUACUAGUACCUUACUCAGCGUUAAAUCAAUACUCUUUAUGAAGAACCUGAGCACAAUCUUGCAUUCGAGUACAGUGGAUUGUAGAAAACUAUGCUUUUCACAGCUUUUUAUGCUCCUUUAAUCCCUGUUGGUAUUUUAUUCUCUAUGCUUGGUAUUAUGCUCCUUUACUUCAUUCAAAAGUACAAAAUUCUUAACCAUAGAACCAUUAGAUAUUCAAUGAGUAACUUGCUUUCACUUGAAAUGAUAGAAUUAACAGAAUAUAUUUUACCUAUUUACUGCCUUUCAAACAUAGUCUUCUCUUAUAUUCUUAAUUAAAAUUCUCACAUCUCUAUCUUUUCAGCUUUAGCUGUUGCUAUUGGUAUUUUUAAUAUUUUCUUACCCAUGAAUGCUAUCAAUGAAUUCUUUUUCUAUGUUAAACCUUGCCCUCCUCUUAAAGAAAAAUAUUCUGAGAAUAUUUCUAACUUUUAGUUUGAUUAUGAUAGAGCUAACCCAGCAACUGAUGAUUAUGCUAGAAAGCUAUAUGUAGAAAAUGAAAUUAAGCUUCAUAAGCAAUAAUUCUGA
Messenger RNA from Tetrahymena thermophila SB210, 2268 nucleotides. RefSeq names its product kinase domain protein. The record is from RefSeq and is a predicted model, not a curated record. Lineage: Eukaryota; Ciliophora; Oligohymenophorea; Hymenostomatida; Tetrahymenidae. Gene Ontology annotation, molecular function: calcium-activated cation channel activity. The transcript is spliced from 8 exons. Gene Ontology annotation, cellular component: plasma membrane.